CGAAUUAUCAUUCGUUGAAUGUCAAGAAGGAUAGAAUGUUUGUAUCGUGUGUGUCCUCUAAAAGGAAAGCAUACUACGUCUCACACCAAAGAAACAACUUUCCAGUAUCUUUUGAACCUAGAACCUAACGUUUAAUUCAUAUCUAAAGAAGUUAGGAGUGUUAGGAGCACACGGCGGGAAAGCAAUAAAACAUACGUGUCGUGUUUGUUACAGUUUACAGCAAGGUCGCAUGCGUUACGUUCUAUAAGUGUUGAUUGACGAUCGUAAUUUGCAGCAUCGUUACUAGGAUCGUUUAUAUGCGCGUUGAUCAAAGCCGAGUUAGGCGAGUGGCUCGGAGAAUCAAGCCUAUAUAAACAAAUAAUGGAAAAAAUCGAAAGCAGGCCAGGGAAAUGUUAUUACGUAUAUAAAAAUUUUAAGUAUUACGUUGACAAGAGAAAUGAAACUAUAUAUCGCUGUGCGAACAAAACAAGAGGCAAGGUCCCUGGUUGUCCUGGCGUAUUGAUCAAAACAGACAAUUCCAUUUAUAUUAAAACUGCGCAUACACACAAAAAAAAUUACUACGAAGAAAGUAGUGAAGAGGAAAAAGAACAAAAGGAUCUAGAAUCAGAAUUACAUAAUGAAGUUGAACAAGCUGAAGAAAUAAAAUCAACAUCCCAAGGAACUACAAAAGAUACAAAUAAACAGAAAAUACAAGAACUUGAAGAAAUAAUUAAAAAGCAUGAAGAAGAAAUAAAGGAACUUCAUGAUGAUAAAGAGAUUAUGAAUAAGAAAUUGAAUUCUGCAAUAAAUAAAAUAGCUACACUGGAAACACAGUUGAAAAAAGUAAAAAAAAACUCAAAAGGUAUUCAACCAGGUAUCGUUACAUGAUAUAAGAAAUACGCAAGAUGAAUGUAAUGAAUAUACCUGCAUAGAGAAUAAUACAUUUUGCGAUGGAUCCGUCAUUCUAGCAGUUAGUUCAACCAGUCAGCCGUGCAAUAUUGUUAAGGAAAACUAUAAUACGGCAUAUAAAAAUAUUAGCUAUCAUCUAAUGGAUGAUUCUAUAAAAGACAAAGAUUUAUCAAAAGUUUUUACAGAAAGCUUACUAAUGGAAAAGUUUAUUAAUGGAAAGUCAGUAAAUAACCGAUUCUUGUGCACAAUCACAAGAUUUAGAGCUCAGUCAGAUUAGGUUUAACAGAGAGCUAAAGAAUAUAAGUGCAUUUCUAGAAGACGAAAUCGUUCCUAAUUGGCCAGAGUCUCCCGACAUAUUGACAUCAUUUUGUGGAAAAAGAAAAA
Cyphomyrmex costatus is the source of this 1272-nucleotide messenger RNA. RefSeq lists its product as uncharacterized. Lineage: Eukaryota; Metazoa; Arthropoda; Insecta; Hymenoptera; Formicidae. Bases 361 to 867 code for a protein of 168 amino acids. The record is from RefSeq and is a predicted model, not a curated record. The transcript is spliced from 4 exons.